AGGAUAUGUUCAAACUUUCCCUAAAGCCGUGGUGUUUCCUUCCUCAAGUGCAGGUUUACAACACGACUGAAGGUGCCAGAUGUGUUUCAGAUAAUGAGCAGAGAAACUGGGUGUUUACCAAGCGGGAAAGAGUUUCGAAGAAAGUUUCCAAGUGAAUUAAGUUACCUGUUGUUGGUGUAAGGAGACUUGACGGAAAUCUCCGUAUAUCCAGUGGCAACGGGGACAGUCGAGUAUGGAAAAACUAUAAAGGAUGAAAAAAGUUUACAGGUGGUCCUUCACAUUUCUGGCAUUUCUGUGUAUAGUAAAAGAAUGUGAGCUGUGUUCAUCUGUUCGCGCAAGUCGUGCUUCUGUGUUUGUGGCUGAGGGCAAAGAACUGCACUUCAGCUGUGAAGUGAGGCACUGUGGCCAAGCCAACUGGACUGGAGGAUGGGCUUUCCAGGAAAUGCAGAGCCAAGGAUUUAUUCCCCUCACUUCCUCCGAAAGAAUCGAGUUGUCCGAUUACAGCUCAGCAGUCAACAGCACACAUCUGAAGGUCCAUAUUCACAACGUCAACCAAUCAGACGCUGGAGCUUACAAAUGCGUGAUUACCUGGCCUGCUGGCACCAGUAGCAAUGGUCAUGUGACAUAUGUCAAUGUGACUGCAGCAACUGGAGACUUUUCAGAAAGCAGAAGUGCCACUAAUAGAGUUCUGCUGUGUCUCGGUUCCUUGGCGUGUUUUCUUGUUGUUGUGGGAUUGGUUUGGUGUUUGACCCGGCUUCGUUCAUCCCCUCCACCUGUCCCACCUCACACCCGCACUUCCUUUUCAGCAAGAGUGAACCCAAAAAAUGAAUUGGUGUAUACAGAAGUUGCGGUGUGUAAUUCAAGACGACGGAAUGAAUGUCUGGAACCAGCAACUGAGCCUGUUGUCUAUUCUUCAGUGCAUUUCUCUUGAACAUAAAGACUUCAAUCUUGAAUUUCUUUCUCACAUGUUGUUGAGGAUUGUUGCACUUCUAAAGCAAGCAUGGGGGUAAAUGCAUAUAGUUACAAUGUUAGACUGUGAUGCUAGCAAUGUUACACUUUGAUUUAAUGUCGCUGUCAUGAAGAAUGAAUUAAAGGAAUUGUUUAUUUGUAUAUAAGAUGUGUGUAUUGUGUAUAUAAAGUUGUGUGAUUGUACUUGAAAUAAACUGUGACGUAUCUUAACCAAACAAUUUUUACUCAUCGUUUACAAAAGCAGACAGGAAUUUGACACAAAAUACAUUUUAUUUUUAUAAUAAAUUCUUAAUGGCACAUGCCAUAACCAAAUAUACAUAUACAUCAUCUUUUAAAUUACCUUUUAAAUUAUUUUUCAUUUGACUCUGUUUACGGAACAUCGACAGUUUCGAAAAGCAAUAAAUUAUGGCAGUACAAACAUAUAUGCGAACACAUUUCAUGUCAAAGUUCUCACUAUUGUACAAUAUUAAAGUCGCUCGGUAAUGCCCUCACCAUUGAGUACUCACAAGAAAUGCGUAGAGACACACACAACUGGAAAUAAAUAACACGUACUGUAAAAUAUCCUUCACAAACGUUCUUGAAAUGAUUCUGCCAGCCAUUGUUAUAUAAGCCCAAAGUAUACUUUCUUUGUUUACAUGUACAUUAGCUCUGAUAGCAUGCGCGAACACAGAAGCUCGACGCAUGCACACAACGAAAAUUCAACAUGUGCAAGAGGCUUGUGUAUUUUAUACAGCUAUGGAUGAAGACUGGACCAAAUUUCUUUAAACAAAACAUUCAAAAUGAGAUUUUGCCAAUACUCACAGUUUGGCCACAUCAACAGUCAUAACAGCCAAUGAAGUUGCUGUAUUUGAGACUGUAUGUGCAUAUGGGACACACUGCAGGGAUAUACAGUAUGCAGAUUUUAUUAUUAACACUUGCCCAGUGUCUCACAGUUCAGAACUUGAAUAAUUGUUUAAUUAUCAUCUGCUUCGUCAAUAAAGUUACAGGUUACUUUAAAGCAUUCAUGCACGGAAAAAUGUAAAAA
Molecule: messenger RNA, 1993 nt
Organism: Danio rerio (zebrafish)
Lineage: Eukaryota; Metazoa; Chordata; Actinopteri; Cypriniformes; Danionidae
Source: RefSeq, a predicted model, not a curated record